CGUCAUCUCGGUGCCUUGGAGCAGGUGCAGCUGCUGCGCGCCUGUGGUCUCACAGAUCUGCUGCAAAAAGGUAAAGAACACGACACACACCCUGACAGAUCAGCGCUCGCUGCUGCAUGUGGCCUCCCUCGGCCGCACGACGCACCACAACCGGCCGUCGGUGCUCAUUCUCAGUUGCGUGCGUCAUUGUUUUCCCUGUGUUGUCAGGAGUGGGCCUUGUGGUGUGAUCCUACCAUCUCACACACGUCUGUGCUGGCUAUCUGGUGUUUGAGGAGGGCAUCUGAGUGAGUGACUCGGCAGCGGGUGUUGCUGGUAGUGGCGGGUUGAGUUGAGGCGCGGCAGAGGUGCCUGCCAGUGGUGCACGUUCAACUGCCGCAACUCUACUCCUUCGCCAAGCAACUGAUAUGGUAUGUCAGCUGACACACGUGGGCGGGGAGGGAGGCAGACUGGCAGGCAGGCAGGCGCAGGCAGAGAGAGGGGAAGAGCGAAGCCAAUCGACUGGCGGCGGCGCGUGUGUCUCAUCUCCCUCCCUUGUGUGGCAUGCAAUGCAUGUGUGUGUUUGUGUUGAUCCACAGAACGUGGAGAUGGCGGGUGGUUCGGAGGGCGCCAACCAGAACCACAUGGCCACCAACGGCCAGAUCGACACCGACCUCUACUCGCGACAGAUCGGGGCAUUCGGCUUCGAAACCAUGGGCAAACUCAUCAAAAUGAAGAUCCUCAUCUCAGGACUCAGGGGACUCGGCAUCGAGACCGGUACGGGACGCCUGUCUGCACGUCUGUAUCCAUGUGCCAUGUGUGUGUGUGUGUGUGUGUGUGUGUGUGUCUGUGUGUCUGUGUGUCAGCCAAGAAUUUGGUGCUGGCGGGUCCGAACACCGUGACGAUUCACGACGACUCUCUGGUGGAGAUGCGCGACCUGGGGUCCAACUUCUACCUGAGCGAGGAGGACGUCGGCAAGAAGUCCCGCGCACAGGCCUGCCUCAUGAAGCUCGCCGAACUCAACACCUACGUCAGCGUCAACAUCCACACCGGACCCAUCACACCCGACCUCCUCAAAAACUUCAACGUCUGUAUCUUCUCGGAAACCUCCCGGUAGGUAUGGUGGCAAUCGCCCACACACACACACCCUCACACACAUGGAGGGAGGGAGGGAGGGAGGGAGGGAGGGGGAGAGGGAUGCUCACACUGGUUGGUGUGUGUGCGUGAUGGCUGCCAGCCGGAGUUUGAUUGAGUACAACAACUUCUGUCGGUCCCAGAGCCCCCCGAUCGGCUUCAUCGCGGCCGACUGCUUCGGCCUGGCCGCCUCGGUGUUCGUCGACUUCGGCGACCAGUUCACCUGCCACGACAAAGACGGAGAGGAACCCAAAAGCGCCAUCAUCAACGGAAUCACACAGGCACGCCGCCCAUCUCCACAUUCCCACAUCACACGAGAUGGGUGGUCUCUGUCUGUCUGUGUGUGUGUCCGUGUGUGAGUGCAGGACAACCCCGGGUCUGUGACGCUGCACAGCGAGCGUCCCUUGCCCUUCCAGGACGGCGACUACGUGACGUUCAGCGAGGUGCGGGGCAUGACCGAGGUCAACGACCUGCCGCCACAGCAGAUCAAAACCACCGGCAAAUACACCUUCACCUUCGGCGACACAUCCAAGUUCCAGCCAUACGAACGGUACGUGGCCGUGCCGUCACCCACACACGGCACGACAGGGGGAGAGAGGGGCGGUGUGACUGUGUGUGUGUGUGGGUGGGUGGGUGGAUGGGAUGGGAUGCAUGUGUGUGUGUGUCUUAAUAUAGCGAGGGGAUCGUCACGCAGGCCAAGGUGCCGGUGACGCUCAAGUUUAAGUCGUACGAGACCUGCUGCGCCAAACCUCUCGCCGACGGGUCGGUACACACACACACACACACACAAACACACACACAGAUCCGUCCACUGGCGUGCGUGUGCGUGUUCAGUGAGGAGAUGCUGAUGGUGCCUGAUCUGGCCAAGUUCGGCCGCUCGGAGCAGCUCCACUUCGCCACACAAGCGUGCCUGCACUACAUGGUAUCUCAGCCACCCCGCACCCCGCACCACACUCACCUCACCCGCACACAUCUCUGUCCUGAUGUGAUGUGCUGUGGUGUGAUGUGAUGUGGUGGUUGUUCAGGACAAGCACGGUCGUCUGCCGCCGGUGCGAGACGCGUCCGCUGUGUCUGACUGCAUGGAGAUCGCCACACGCCUCAACGAGGAGGCACAAAAGGACGGAGACGGCACUGUGACCGUCGAAAAGGUACGCCUUACCAAACACACACACACACCACCAGCACCACCACCCUCCACACACAUACAUGUGUGUGUGUGUGUGUGUGUGUGUCGAUCUGAUCAGAUUGACGAGAUGGUGCUCAAGGCGGUGGUGUCGUACGCGUCGUGUCAGAUCUCACCCAUGGUCGCCUUCAUCGGCGGCGUUGUCGCGCAGGAGGUCAGUCAGUCCGCAACACACGCCACACCACACCACACCACACCACACACACAGGCAUAUAUCCACACACGUGUAAGCAACCGUGUGUGUUAUGUCUGUUGUGGUGCAGGCGGUCAAGUACACGGGCAAGUUUGGCCCACUGCGCCAGUGGCUCUACGUCGACGCAUUCGAAUGCCUCGGCAAGGAGGAAGCCACAGGUGAGUGACUGAGUGAGUGGGCGCCAUGGUGUGGAUCAGAUCAAGUCGAGGCAACCAUGCGUCUGGCUGUCUGUCUGUCUCUUGUCGUGUCGGUGUCUCGAUCGGCCGAUCGACUGACACCAGACACCGCGUCGACCAACUCUCGGUACGACGACCAGAUCGCCAUAUUCGGCCAGGUCUUCCAGCAGAAACUCGCCAACAUGAAGAUCUUCCUGGUGAGUGAGUGACUGUCGCACGCACACACACAAGAGCUGAGCUGACGGCGAGUGUGUGUGUGCGUGUGUGUGUGUGUGUCCGUGUGUGUGUGUGUGUGUAGGUCGGUGCGGGUGCGUUGGGCUGCGAGUUUUUGAAGAAUUUCGCACUCAUGGGCGUCUGCUGUGGCGGCAAGGGGUGAGCGAGGCGGUGGGUGCAUUCAGACAUACUACACCUUACCACACGUGUUUUGGUGUGUCGGUUGUGUGCCGUGCCAUCCAUGAUCUGAUCAGCAAGCUGACGGUGACCGACAUGGACCGCAUCGAAGUCUCAAACCUCAACAGACAAUUCCUCUUCAGAAAGGUCGGGAGGGAUCAGACCAAACACCACCCACACCAAAGACAGACACCACAGCAACAGACGGACCAGACCUGCUGUCAUGUACUGUGCUGUGCUGUGCGUGUGUGUUGGUGUGUAUUGGUUGGUGAUGCGAUCGAUGCAGGAGCACGUGGGCAAGCCAAAGUCCAAGACGGCCGCUGCUGCAGCCGAAGAAAUGAACAAAGUAACUUCAGGACACACAAAGAUGGAAACCAUCACAGCUGUGACGGCACGCACUCUGUGUGCGUCUGCACCUUCCUGUACCACUCACUCAUAUGUGUGUUGUGUGUUGUGUGUUGUGUGUUGUGCGUUGUGUGUUGGUUGCAGGAGCUGAAGGUGGAGUCCAGUGAGGUUCGUGUGGGUCCCGACACAGAGGACACCUUCAACGACGCCUUCUGGGACUCACUCGACUGCACCGUCAACGCACUCGACAACAUACAGGUCUGGUCUGGUUUGUGGCAGUGCAGUGCACAGCCCACUCCCUCCACAGCACAGCACAUCCCGUUGUGUAUGUGUGUGUCUGUGUGUGUGUGCGUGUGUGGCUGCAUCACACCACGUCAGGCCCGUUUGUACGUUGACCAGCGCUGCGUGUGGUACCUGAAGCCUCUGCUCGAAUCAGGCACACUGGGAACCAAAGCCAACGUCCAGGUCAGUUGAGUCAACCCUAGCUAGACACACAACACACAAAGCCCUCCCUCCCUCCCCCCCACACACAAAGACACUUUCCCCAGUCAGUGCGCGUUCGUUGAUGUGUUGUGUUGUGUUUGAACAGGUAGUGUUGCCGCACAUGACCCAGUCGUAUGGCGACUCGCAGGACCCCCCGGAGGAGAGCAUCCCGCUGUGCACCCUCAAGCACUUCCCGCACCAGAUCGAGCACACCAUCGAGUGGUCGCGUGACGCCUUCCAGGGGCUCUUCCAGGACGGCCCGCAGGAGGUGCUCACCUUCCUCAAGGACCCCCAGGCCUACCUCGCCAAACUCAGCACCGAGGGCAGCCCGGCGCUGCAGAGGGAGAGGCUCGUCAAAAUCAAGACGCUGCUCACGUAAGCAGCCGAAAUGAAUGGGCAGAUCAGAGACGUGGUGGUGUGUGAUGUGAUGAUGGGUGUGUUGUGUUGUGUUGUGGCUGGUGUGGUGUGUCAGAACGAUCAAGACGGGUGCGACGAUGCAGGCGUGUGUGGACCGGGCUGUCAAGGUGUUCCAGGUACAUAGGCCCGCCAACCAGCCAGCCAGGCCGCCACAGAAAGAAGAAUGGCACACCACACCUGUGUGUUUGUGUGUGUGCUCCUGUAGGAUUUCUUCCACGACCAGAUCGCCCAGCUGAUCCACACAUUCCCACUCGACCACACCACCUCCGAAGGUGAGUACGUCCCACCCACCCAAACACACCGCAGCAGGCCAUCCUUUGUCUGUGUCUGCCUGCCUCAUACACCACACACAGGUCAGCCAUUCUGGAGCGGGCCGAAGCGGCCCCCCACACCCAUCAGCUUCGACGCAUCUGACGACACGCACCUCGUACGGCCCUACCGCACACACACACACACACACACACAGAGAGAGAGAGAGAGAGAUAGAGAGAGAGGAGAAACCUGAGCCACACGCGCAUUCUCUCCCUGUGUGUGUGUGUGUGUGUGUGUAGGAUUUCGUGAUGUCGUGUGCGAAUCUGUUUGCGUUCAACAUGGGAGUGCCCGAGUGCCGCGACCGCAAUGCCCUACGCGACAUGGCCAGGAAUGUCAAAGUCGAACCAUUCCGACCCAAGGAAAUGAAAAUCAAGGUGCGGUGCGCACGGAGCGGACACACAGACCGAUAGAUACACAGAUAACACACACAGCACGCUUGAGCUCUGUGUGUGUGUGUGUGUGUGUUUGUGUGUGGAUCAGACGAGUGACACGGACACGACUGUCGAGGGUUCGAGCGACGACGAGAUGGUCAUCCAGAAGCUCUCGGCCGAACUGUCCGCCAUCGGUGAGAGAAUGAUGCCUACGGAGGGAGGGAGGGAGGGGGGAUGCGGCCACGCACACAAGCGUCCACACACGUGCUGCGGGUUCACUUAUGCAUCGUUGCCCCCCUCUCUCUCUCUGUGUGUCUGGCCCUCUGUGUGUGUGUGUGUGUGUUCUCAGACGAGGCCUUCAAGAAGUCCAUCAGCCUCAACCCAUCGGAAUUCGAAAAAGUCAGUCAGCGGUGCGGUUGGUUCGCGGACGCGGGAACCUCUCCAUUGAUGGGCGCGUGUGUGUGUGUGACCCCCCCACCCCCCACGACGUUUGUUUGUCAGGAUGACGACACCAACUUCCACAUUGACUUCAUCACGGCAUGCGCCAACCUGCGGGCACGAAACUACAAGUACAGGCACACACACACACACACACACGCACCUCCCACCAUCGAUGCAUCGCUCUCCCUCCCUGUGUGUGUGGUGGUAAUCUAAUCGUGUUGACUCACCACAGGAUCACGGAGGCGGACCGCCACAAGUGCAAGAUGAUUGCCGGCAAGAUCAUCCCUGCCAUCGCCACCACUACCGCCAUGGUCACCGGUAGGGACCUACCUCAACGAACCACACACACAGCACCUGAAGACGGCACAAAAUCAAUGCCUCAUGCAUGGUCGAUGGAUGGAUGGCGCACUGUUUGUACGGCGCGGUGCAGGCAUGGUGAGCCUGGAGUUGUUCAAGGUGGUCAACCGUGCUGAGCGCAAGAUCGAGGACUUCAAGAACGCAUUCGUCAACCUCGCCCUGCCCCUAUUCCUCUUCUCUGAACCUCUCCCGCCCAUCAAGACCGUCGACAAGGUCACACACACACACACGCACACACACACCUCUGUGUGGAUCUGGGCGUGGGUGUCCUGUGUCAUGUCAGGACCACGAUCCGAUCAUUAUGGGUCCGGUGAAGGCCCGGCCCUACGGCUUCACGCCGUGGGACAAAGUGCACAUCAGCAUAUGUAGGAAGGAAGCUCCACACCACACAAGACACAGCCCAGCCACACAGGACAUUUCUUAUGAGGGUAUCUAUCUGUCAUGUGUCUGCGGUGUGUGGUAUGGUGGGUGCAGCGAACGGGACGUUGCGUGACCUGAUAGACUAUUUGGCCAGGCACCACCAGGUGUCGGUCAUGAUCCUGUCGGUGGGCAACGCCUGCCUCUACAACGCAUACCUCCCCACGCACAGAAACCGACUCGACAAACAAAUCGUGCGGGUACGUAGGCCGGUGCUGGUCGGACACACUGACACACACAGACACAGAGAGAGACCUGCGGAUGGAUGGAUGGAUCAGCUGUGGGAGGAGAUUUCCAGGUCCACGCUGCCACCUGGCCGCACAUACGUCGCCGUCGAGGUCAGCGAGUGACACACACAUCACAUCCACACACAAACCCAGCAACACAGACACACAUUUCAUUCAUUCAUUCAUUCAUUCAUGUGUGUGUGUGUGUGUGUGUGUGUAUUGUAGGCGUCGUGUGCCGACUCGAACGACCAGACGGACGUCAUCAUCCCGACCAUCAAGUUCCAAUUCACCGACUGACCCACUCACCCACUCAUUCACUCAUUCACUGCUCCUCGCUGCCUGCCUGCCUACCUGCCUGCCUGCCUGCCUGCCUGCCUGCUUACGGGGCUGUCUGCGUCGGUCCGUCGGUGGCUGCAUGUGCGUUGCGUGUGGAUGGAUGGAAGGGCGGUUGGCUUUACUUACAGCUGGAAGCAUGCGUUUCUGUGAUUCUCUCUCUGUCGCCGACGACCCACGUCAUCUCGCUCCCUCUCACUAUAUCUCGUCCUUCUGUAGUGUGUUGACACGCCCGUUGCCCAUCCUCCUUCGUCGAUCGCAUGACCUGACCCAUCGCACCGUGGGGGGAAGAAAGACAAACUGUGUGCUCCAUCCAUCCAUCCAUCCGUCGAUCCCACCCACCCACACCAGACAGGGAGCCGCUUAGCGAGAGACACAAGAACGAACGCAACGAGAGAGAAACGGGGCGGGCGAUCAGCGGUCUGUAUAGUUAGAUGCUCUCACAUGACUGACGAUGGAUGUCACAUGCGCCCGACCCGACCGACCGUCAUGUGAGGCAGACAGGACAGGUAGCUCAGCUCGGUGGGAGGAAGAAAGAACGAGUGCAUAGCGGAGCAGAGAGAGCAGCCGAACGAACGAACGAAUCAAGGCAGUAGCAUGCAGUAGCAGCAGACACACUCACUGACGUAGAAGCGCAGCAAGGGGC
Messenger RNA from Vitrella brassicaformis, 7401 nucleotides. The record is from the annotation of a GenBank genome assembly. Lineage: Eukaryota; Vitrellaceae.